Molecule: messenger RNA, 3339 nt
Organism: Dentiscutata erythropus
Lineage: Eukaryota; Fungi; Glomeromycota; Glomeromycetes; Diversisporales; Gigasporaceae
Source: the annotation of a GenBank genome assembly
AUGUCUACUACGUCAUUAGCAUCACCUUUUCCUCCAGAAACUGUUAUCAACUGUAUUAAUUUUCAAGAAACUGUUCAGGAUACGCCUCAUUUUCGCGCGAGCAUUCGAAGAUUUGAGGAGCAUAUAGAUCAUUUUGAAAAAUGGUUGGAUAGCUUUUUGAAAGCUUUAAAACAAUAUAUUGAAGAAAUUAAUAAAUUCAAUGAUGCAAGUAACACUUUGGCAAAACGUUCUUCCCUUACUGAAGAUUCAUGGCUAGAUAGUGAGUUUACAUUACCGUCUGUGAGGCUGUUUACAGAUAUAUUUCAAACUACCUUUGCAUUUAAAGCAAAAUUGGCCAAUGAUAUUGAUGAAAAGAUUUUGCAACCAAUAAAUCAAUUUAUGAAAAAUGAUUUAAAGGAAUUUAAGGAAAUUCGCCGAGCAUAUGAUAAAUCACUUGAUAAAUAUGAUAACACAUUAGCAAAGUAUGCUUCUCAAUCAAAGACCAAGGAAGCAAGCGCAUUGCGAGAGGAUGCAUUUCAACUAUUUGAAAUUCGGAAAACAUAUAUAAAAACUGCAUUAGAUUAUACUCUCAAAACUAUCCAGUUCAAAUCUGCACUAGAUCACUUUCUUAUGGAUCAGUUUUUGGGUGGCAUAUGUGCUCAUCUAGAAUUUCAUGACUCAUGUUUGAUGAUAUACAAAGGUUCUGAAAAUAGUCUUAAUAGGUUAAAGGGAUGGUUAUGUGAGAGUAAAAAAACAUGCGAAAAUCAGAUGCCGGUUCUACAAGAUUUAAGAAAAAAAUUAGAAGAGGAUGCGAUAAAUAUGACAAAGCCACGUCGUAAAUUAACGAAAUACACUGAUCAUGCGAUACAACAUACACAAAAUUCAUCGCAAUCCAAUCGACCCCCUUCUCCUUCCGUAAAUCUUGCUGAUAUACCUCCAAAGCAAGGUUAUCUUUUCAUGAAACCGCUUAAUGGAAAAAGUAAUUGGACGAAAAAAUACUUUUACUUGAAAAAUGGAAUUUUUUGGUGGGCUUCUGUUGGAUCCGGAAAACACCGUUCUACAAUCGAGGAGAGUGAAAGGAUCGGUGUUUUACUUUGUGAAGUGAAAAUAGAUACAUCGCAAGAUCGAAGAUUCUGCUUUGAAGUUGUAUGUGGUGCUAAACAAACUUCUUAUGUUCUUCAAGCUGAAACUGAAACUGAGCUUAAAGAUUGGAUCAGUACUUUUGAAGCUGCAAAGCGUCAUGCUUUCCGUUCAUCAAAUGAUCUUGCAACAUCCGCCGCCGCAGCUGUAAGUCCACAUAAAGAGCUAGAAGACGAGCAAAAUCAGCCUACAACAGAUGAAGAACAACAUAAUGACGAUGUAGUAUCAAAAUCUGGUGGCGAAGGUUCCCAACCUGAAGCAUCAGAUACAAAAUCAAUUAUUCCUUCUCUAUCAUCAUCAUCUCAUUCCAGUGAUUUAAGGCAAAAUUCUCUAAAUGUCCCAAAUAUUACCAACAGAAAGAGAUCAUCAUCUAUACCUAAUCCUCCAAAACCGCCAUUAGUUUCUAAUUAUAGUAGUCCAUCCAAGAUACCUGGAACUCAUUUAAAUCCCAAUAAUACCGGAAAUUUAGUUGCUCCGUUAGCAUCACAAGGAUUUGUUAAUGAAAAAAACACAAAUUCUGGUCAACAUAAUUUCUGGGGAACUUUACAACAGGGUUUUAUGCCCGCAAUGAAUUUGCUUAUCAAUACAGUUAAUUCAACGGAAGGUGAAGAAGAAGGAGAUGAAACAAACGGGCGAAAGAGAUCAUCAUCUUUUAGAAGCAAAGGUGGUAGAUCUCGUAGUGGAAGUGGGCCUGUUGGAUUCGGCGCUGAUGGGUCUAUAGCAGUAUAUCCUCAGAUUUUGUUCUUACAUAAUAUGCAGCUCCAUUUUUUAUUUCCAAACUCAACAGAGAGAGAAUUUGUACUGGAUGUAUACAACUGUGCUUGGAAAAGAGACAAUGUAUUAUUAAAAGGGCGUGUAUAUAUUACUCAAGAUAAUAUUUAUUUUUAUUCUAUAGUAAUGAGCACGGUUAAUAUGUUUUUCAUGUCAUGGCAAGAUAUAAAAUCAAUUACUCAAGAGACUACAAAUAUCCUACAGACUAUUGAAUUUUCAAAUGAGAAUGAAAGUCAAAAGUAUGUCUUACAAACUUUUAUGGAAUCGAGUAAUGAAUUGUACGAUAAAGCACAUCUAAUUUGGAAACUUGCUACCAGCGAAAAGUCAUCAACGUUGCAAGAGAUGUAUGAUGCAGUGUGGAAAGAUCACACACUACUACAUUCUAAAGAAUCUGGGGAAGUUUUAAGUGACAAGGAUGCAGAGUUUCAUAAAGAAGAUUUUUCUAUAAAUCUUGAAACACCGCCAGAAAAGGAUGCCCAAGAUUUAAAUGACCAUUCUGAUAGUAAAAAAGCAUUAGACGCAGUUGAAAGGAAAGAUGAUCAAGCGAAAAGUGAUAGUGAUAAAGUGAAUAAUACUCCACCUCCGGCUUCAACUGUUUCUAAACCACAAGAAGGCAGUACAAGCCCAAAUUCCAUUACAAACAGUUCUCCAAUACGGACAACACAUGGAGGACAUGCUUCAACUCUUCGCCGCCGUGCUCAUCGUGUACCCAAACGUAAACCUCCUACGAGUGACGAUAAUUCAGUACCUGGAGGUUCAUCAUCCACUUCUCUAAAUAAUGAGGAGAAAGGAAAGCUCUUCAUUAUUAUUUCAACAAUCGUCGAAAUCGUGUCCUCUUUAUCAUUUAAUACAUUGUUUGGAACGAUCCUGAUUUUGUCAUUGGCACUGAAUAUCUACAUAUGGUUCAGUACCGGGCAAUUAAUUGAUUCAACAUCAACAAUUCAAGCAACUUAUGAAUCUAAUCCUAUAACUCCAGCAGUAUAUCUUCGAGAUUUGGAAGAGCAUAUCCUGAAUAAAAACACACGGAUGCAACAUCCACCAUAUCCAUGGCUACUUUAUUCGAAUCGUCGAUUAUCCGAGGAAAUAAUAAUCUCAAGAAAAAAGGUAGCAAUGUUACGAUAUGAUCUAUUACUUGCAUUCAGGAAUUUAAAUUUGGUUGAUAAAAGAUUAUUAGAGAGUGAAUACAUUAAUUGGCUAUUAGAUGAAAAAGCUAAGUGUAAUAAAGCGAGAUGGUUGUUGUUAAAAGACGAUUUAAUUUAUGAAGAUGAGGAUACUGUAGAGGAAGAUGACUGUAUUAAUUGUGUUAAUUCAAGCACUAUUAUUGAACAAGCUAAUAGUAAUGGAACAAAUAUGAAAGAUGAAAGAAAAUAUAGUUCAGAGUAUAAAGCUAUAUCAAAAUACUGUGGAGACGUCAAGAAGCAAUUGGAUGUGAUGCCUACAACAUUUUAG